Molecule: messenger RNA, 2013 nt
Organism: Closterium sp. Yama58-4
Lineage: Eukaryota; Viridiplantae; Streptophyta; Zygnematophyceae; Desmidiales; Closteriaceae
Source: the annotation of a GenBank genome assembly
AUGCCUGUGCUGGAUCGUCUUCCCAAGAUGCUCGACUCAUGCGAUCUGGCGUUGACGGGCGACGAGCUGACCUCGUUCGGGCAUACCAUUCUAACUGACGUGCCUGAGAACGUGACCGUCACGCCAAUGGACGGACCCAUCGGCUGCUCCGGCGUUUUUCUCGGAGCUCGGUUCGACUCCGCUAAGAGUCGCCACGUCUUUCCGAUUGGAACUCUCAGAAACCUUCGGUUCUUGUGCUGCUAUCGCUUCAAGCUGUGGUGGAUGACUCAACGAGUUGGCAGCAACGGAAAAGAUGUACCUAACGAGACACAGUUUUUGCUCUUGGAGUCUGAUCGUGAUAGUCAAUCUCCGAACGAGCCAGUUUACGUUGUGAUGCUCCCUCUCGUUGAUGGAUCUUUCCGAGCAGCCAUUCAGGGCUCAUCGGAUAAUAUGCUUGAAGUCUGCAAGCGGUCUCUCGAGAAGCACUCAGGGAACUUCCAGCACAGGGAGAAGAAGACUCUUCCAGGAUUCGUUGACUACUUUGGAUGGUGCACGUGGGAUGCCUUUUACACUGACGUUGACAAAGCUGGAAUUCGCAAAGGACUGGCCAGUCUUGCAGAGGGGGGAGUACCAGCAAAAUUCCUGAUUAUUGACGAUGGCUGGCAAGCGGUCGCCGCUGAUUUUCAUGCAAAGGCGACUCUGACCCCUGAGACACAGCAUUUCAGCAGGCUUGUGGAUGUUAAACCCAAUGAGAAAUUUCAUUGCGAGGAUGAACAGGAGGCUUGUGCCAACGGCCGUGGAAACCUCAAAGGGCUGGUUACAUCAGCAAAAGAAGAUUAUGGCCUAAAAUACGUCUACGUCUGGCAUGCGCUCAUGGGAUAUUGGGGAGGCGUCAACCCAACUGCUGCUUCCACGCAGAAGUUCCUGGCGGCUCUCAAAUACCCUGACUUCUCCCCUUCUGUCCUGGACAAGCCUGACACUGUGCUGGACCUGAUAACCAAGCAUGGUUUGGGGGUGAUAGGUCCAUCCAAGAUCCACGAGUUUUACGAUGAGAUGCACAGUUACCUGGCAGCAUGCGGCGUGGAUGGAGUGAAGGUGGAUGUUCAGAGUAUGUUGGAGCUGGUUGGUGGAGGACAUGGAGGAAGGGUCGAAAUAGCAAGGGCUUACCACACAGCUCUGGAGGCAUCAGUGGCCAAGAAUUUCAAGGAGAACGGUGUGAUUGCGUGCAUGAGCCAUAACACUGAUGGCAUUUACAUGACCCAGCGGACAGCAGUAGUCCGAGCUUCUGACGACUUUUGGCCUAAUGAUCCUGCAUCGCACACGAUUCACCUGCUUGCGGUGGCAUACAACAGCAUGUUUUUGGGAGAGUUCAUGCAGCCUGAUUGGGACAUGUUCCAUUCUCUCCAUCCAGCAGCUGAGUUCCAUGCUGCUGCGCGAGCUGUUGGAGGCUGCCCUGUCUAUGUCAGUGACAAGCCUGGCCAGCACAACUUCGAGGUGUUGAGAAAGCUGGUCCUCCAUGAUGGGUCCAUUCUUCGAGCCAGGCUCCCUGGGAGGCCCACCAGGGAUUGCCUGUUUGUGGAUACAGCACGAGAUGGUCGAAGCCUGCUGAAGGUCUGGAACAUCAACUCUUGCAAUGGAGUCCUUGGAGCAUUUAAUUGCCAGGGUGCGGCCUGGUGCAAAGACUCACGCAAGUACAAGUUUCAUGAUUCCGAGACCAAGGAGCUUGCAGGAACCAUCUGUGCUGCCGACAUAGAAGGGCUGGAAGAACUUGCUGGGGCUGACUGGGAAGGAGAUGUUGCAAUUUACUCCCACAACUCAGGAGAACUUGUUGAUCUUCCUCGGGGAGCGUCCCUCGUCACUAUGCUCAAGCGACUGGAGUUUGAAAUCUUUCCGUAUCUCCCAUCCAGAGGGCUGGGCAUGUUAAGUGUGCUCCUAUUGGUCUGGCUGACAUGUACAACAGUGGAGGAGCUGUGUUGUCCACAUCCACACACCAGAAGAACUUCCCAGCUGUCACCAGUGCUCUCCACUGGAUGA